This is a messenger RNA of Phoenix dactylifera (date palm), 3317 nucleotides long. RefSeq names its product KH domain-containing protein At4g18375-like. Lineage: Eukaryota; Viridiplantae; Streptophyta; Magnoliopsida; Arecales; Arecaceae. Gene Ontology annotation, molecular function: RNA binding. The record is from RefSeq and is a predicted model, not a curated record.
CGGCAUCUAAAAAACCCAAUAGGGGGCUGUCAUUGGAGCGGAAGUAGUCGAGGGUUAGGGUUUUUCGUCCCGCCGAUACGCUGUAACAGGUUCAUAUCUUUAACUGAAUCAUGGUGGAGACUGGGAAACGAUCGCGCCAGCAGAGGGAUGAUGACAAUGAUGGGAAACAGUGGAACAAGCGACCAGGUAACAUGGAGCGAUCUGGUGAUGGUGAAUUGGUUGUCUAUCGCAUACUUUGUCCUGCUGGUGUUAUUGGGAGUGUCAUUGGUAAGAGUGGUAAAGUCAUAAAUUCCAUAAGACAAGAGACAUAUGCUAAAAUUAAGGUUGUCGAUCCUUUUCCUGGUGCGGACAUGAGGGUUAUUACCAUAUAUUGCUAUGUUAAAGACAAGGAUCCUAUGGAUGCUGAUGAGGACAGCAUGGAACCUCUUUGCCCUGCUCAGGAUGCUCUGCUUAAGGUGCAUGAUGCAAUUGUCAAUGCCCUGGCUAAUGCUAGUGAUUCUGAUAAGAGGAACAAGGAGGAAGCCCAGAUACUUGUGCCCGCUAGUCAAGCUGCAAAUAUAAUUGGCAAAUCUGGGGCCACCAUAAAGAGAUUGAGAUCAAAGACCAGGGCAAACAUAAAAGUAAACCCAAAGGAUGCCAACAAUGCUACUCAUUCCUGUGCAAUGAGCUAUGAUAACUUUGUUCAGAUAACCGGUGAUGCUGAAGCAGUUAAGAAAGCAUUAUUUGCGGUUUCUUGUAUUAUGUACAAGUUUUCACCAAAAGAAGAGAUCUCCCUUGAUACUUCUGUUCCAGAGCUUCCACCAAUUAUCAUUCCUUCAGAUGUUACUGUCUAUUCAGCUGGUAGCUUCUUCCCUGCUGCAAAUGCUAUUGUUUCCCCUUCUCGAUCUGUGCCAUCAGUCAUAGGCGCAACACCGCAUGUACCAGAGCUUCAUGGAUAUACUGAUACAACUAGUGCAUGGCCAGUUUAUCCAUCUGCUCUUCCUGUUGUUUCUGGAUAUGGUGGUCCAUCACGCUCAGAGGAUUUAGUAGUACGAGUCUUGUGUCCAUCUGACAAGAUUGGACGUGUUAUUGGUAAGGGAGGGAGUACCAUAAAGAGUAUAAGGCAAAACAGUGGUGCUCGCAUUGAUGUUGAUGAUACGAAGGACGAGACUGAAGAAUGUCUUAUUACUGUCACAUCUACAGAGUCCACAGAUGAUAUUAGAUCUGCUGCAAUUGAAGCUAUUUUGCUGCUUCAAGGAAAGAUCAAUGAUGAGGAUGCUGAGAAAGUGAAUAUCCGUCUUCUUGUUCCCUCAAAGGUGAUUGGCUGUCUCAUUGGCAAGAGUGGCUCGAUUAUAAGCGACAUGCGCAAAAAGACAAAGGCUGAAAUUCGGAUCUCAAAAGGUGAAAAGCCUAAACGUGCUGCUUCCAAUGAUGAGCUUGUGCAGGUGACUGGAGAGGUAGGUAAUUUGCGUGAUGCGCUUGUUCAGAUUAUUUUGAGGCUUAGGGAAGAUGCUUUGAGAGAUAGGAAUGGCAGCCAGAAUGCUCAUAAGGAUGGUAGUCAGAGCGCUCCUCCAGUUGAUCCUCUUUACACGAGUAGUCUGUCUGUCCCUCCAGUAUUACCUAGCAUUCCAUCAGUUGCACCUUUGAGCUAUGACCAGAGAGUAGAAACUGAAAGGGGUUUUGGAGUAUUUCCUGGAAGCAGUUUAUAUGGAUACAGCUCUCUGCAGGCUGGGGAGAAUGGCUAUGGUUCCCUUUCCCAGUAUUCAUCAAAGUCAUAUGGAGGAUUGCCCCCAUAUAUUGAGAUGGUGAUUCCUGCAAAUGCUUUAGCUAAAGUUAUGGGAAAAGGUGGCACAAACAGAAAUAUAAGAAAGAUAUCUGGAGCUCAUAUUGAAAUUGUUGAUUCAAAAUCAUCCCGUUAUGAGCGAAUUGCUCAGAUAUCUGGAACCCCUGAACAGAAGCGUGCUGCAGAGAACCUAAUUCAGGCUUUUAUGAUGUCAACUUAAGGUGAUGGAUAUGCUUUCAAGCUUUAAUAGGCGAUGUUUCGUUCUGUUGUUGCGGUGCACUUCCUUUUGGUUUUCCAUAGUUCCCUUAGGUUUCUAUUCCGGAAAGGAAAUGCAUAUCUCCUAAAAUCCUUCUGGUGUUUUCUGCCUCCUCAGAAUCAAUUCAUGUUCCCGAAGAAUCUGCUGCUAUGUUGUUGAGGAAAAUGUUCUCUAUGUCAGUGAAACUGUCUUAUCUGAUUACCCAAGAAAUCUUAGGUCCUUGUUUUCCUCUUUGAUGUUAUUUCUUGUGCAUCUUUGAUGUUAUUCCUUAACAGUACCUACCCAUAUAUCCUGGUUUUAGCAACUCUUGAACGAAUGAUUCACUGCUCGAUAUAUUGAUGUUUAAUUAUCCUGUCUUGACCAUCACUUCCUCAGCUGCAUGGAUAGGAUCUAUCCUUAAACGGGGUGGACUCUGACUGCUGAACUGAGUUGUGUAUGUGAUCGUUAUUGAAGCUAAAAAUUGUGUAUGGAAAUGAAAUCAUCGAGCCCUAGAACUCCAUUCUUCUUUCCUCAUGCUUGUAUAUAUUGAAGUUUGAUUUUGUUCUCAGGCCUUGAUCUGAGUCAAUGACUGCAUGUUGUGUAGUGCUUGUACUUUUUGUUUCUUCCGUUGAAUUGUAUCAUGAGUUUAUUUGCUCCCAAGUUUCUCUUACGACGUGUUUCGAUUUUAACUCUGUUUGCUGUUGAUUUUCCUGGACAUCCAUAUUCCUGCGUCGUGUAUGUUUAUGUUUCCCUUGUUGUUUUUCUCAUUGCAUUCAUCUAAGGUCAAUUCAAUUUUUGCUCAAUCAUUGGCCCCUCAAAUUCACUGUUUUAAAACGUUGCUCCGUCUCUUGGUCAUCUAUAUUGGAUUUUGAGCAUUGAAUAAUUUUGCUUGCUCAUCCUUUUCUGCCACGCCCAAAACAAAAGAAUUUUGUAGGAAAAAGUGUAUAUUCUUAUUUUCUGCUCCACAAAAGCUACCAACUUCUGACCCACUAAGAGACUGAUGCUCAGAAUGAGCAAUAUUCUUUUGCGACUUAGUAGCACCUUUCCAUUCUGCAUGCUUCAGAGAAGGGUUAGCUGUAGGUUUCAAUGUACAGGAGGUGCAUACAGCAGGUACAGGUGUGCUUUUGUCAACUCUGCAAGAUUUCAGUGUUACCAACACAGACCACGUAAAUUGUGUACAUAUGUGCUGAUGAGCUUUUAUAAGUGGUCGCAUUGUGUGUGGCUUGCUGUUUUUAUUUUUCAGCCCACUGAAAGUAGUUUUGCAUUUUGACAAUACUGAAGUAUUGAUAGUAUUGAUCAUAAAAUUAUUUUUUUGAGUCA